CCCAGUUUCCGGAAAAUCCCUGAGAAAAUGGAAUCCUGAGGCCGUCCCCAAAUAGUUAAGCGAUUUUGUUAGAAUAAAACUACGAAAGUCCAAAAAUAAGGAAUAACGACACAAAUACAAGACAGCUGGAUCGUGGGGACUCAAAGACAGACAGCGUUUAUCUCCAGCUUCUCUCCCUUCGACACCCGAUGGAGGGCUCCGACAGUUCCGAGCCGGGCGCCAGUGACCAACCAGAGGCCCAGCGCAGGCGGCAACGGGACCGGCUAGACCGGGAGGAAGCCUUCUACCAGUUUGUCAACAACCUGAGUGAGGCAGACUACCGGCUGAUGAGAGACAACAACCUGCUGGGUACCCCAGGUGAGAUCACAGCAGAGGAGUUGUUGAGUCGGCUGCAGCAGAUUAAGGAUGGACCAGAGCAGCAGCAGCCUAGCAUCAACACCAGUGAGACUGGAGAAGCUACAGGAGAACCGACAGAACCGGCGGAAGGUCCAGAGGACCCGUCUAAUGGCGACACCCUCUUGGAUUGGCUGAACACCGUCAGGCGGACAGGCAACACCACCCGCAGUGGUCACCGAGGCAACCAGUCAUGGCGGGCAGUGAGCCGGACCAACCCAAACAGCGGAGACUUCCGGUUCAGUCUGGAGAUCAACGUUAACCGUAACCUGGCCGAGCAGCAGGCCCGCGCCGAUGUGGAGACGGGCGAGGGGGAGGCUCAGGAGGAAGGCCCAGCAGAAGCACCUGGCGAUGGGGUGGAGGCAGUGGUCGGAGUGGAGGUCCAGGCAGGGACUGAGGCAGGGACUGAGGCAGGGACUGAGGCAGGGACUGAGGCAGGGACUGAGGCAGGGACUGAGGCAGGGACUGAGGCAGGGACUGAGGCAGGGACUGAGGCAGGGACUGGGGCAGGGACUGGGGCAGGGACUGGGGCAGGGACUGGGGCAGGGACUGGGGCAGGGACUGGGGCAGGGACUGGGGCAGGGACUGGGGCGCCCAUGGAGACAGGAGAGGUGCUGGAGGAACCAGUUGUGGAGGAGAUGGCUGUCAUAGUGGAACCAGAAGCGGAGAUGGAGCCAGAGGCUGAAGUAGAAGCAGAGAUGGUCCCAGAGUUAGUAGUAGAGGUAGUCCCACAGCCGCCCAGCCCUGUCACCGCCACCCCUCCGGUCUCCAGACCAGCCAGUCCCCUGGUGCAGGCCACCCCGGCCCCAGCCCCCCCCAGCCCGCCCCCUGAGGAGCCUCCCCGACGGGGCCAGAGACGAGCCCGCAGCCGUAGCCCUGAGCAGCGCCGGACCAGGGCUCGCACCACACGGAGCCGUUCCCCUCUCACCCUGGACCGACUGGACGGCCUCCCCCGCCACGUGCCCAACGCCGCCCCUUCACACAGCCCCCACCGCCCCCAGUCCCCCGCAGAGGGAAGCUCACGGACUCGACAGCAUGUUCUGUCCCGGCAAAGCACUGCAGAGUACGAUGUCCAGUCAGCCGGAACAGGGUCUGACACAGGGUCUGGGAACGCCCCAGAGCCCGGUACCACCCCACCCCAGGAGGGAGAGGCCGCGGGCGGGGAGGGAGCAGCAGGACGACGUCCCCCCACCAUCAUGCUGGACCUGCAGGUGCGUCGUGUUCGUCCAGGUGAGUACCGCCAGAGGGACAGCAUUGCUAACAGAACCCGCUCACGCUCCCAGAACUCCAACAACACCUUCCUGUACGAGAGUGAGAGGGGGGGGUUCCGCAGGACCUUCUCCCGGUCCGAGCGUGCUGGUGUGAGGACGUACGUCAGCACCAUCAGGAUCCCCAUCAGGAGGAUCAGUGAUGCAGGGUUGGGAGAGGCCACCUCCAUGGCUCUGCAGACCAUGAUACGACAGAUCAUGACCGGCUUCGGAGAGCUCAGCUACUUCAUGGACUCGGACUCUGACUCCUCGGACUCAAACCGUGGCGGUGGUAACCCCACUGGCGCUGCCGACCUGGCAGAGGCGCUCAACACUCCCGACGGGGGAGUAGCCGGCAUGGCGGAGGGGGCGGAGCCUCCUGUCUCAGUGGGUGGGCCUAGUGUGGGAGGAGCCGGGGAGGCAAGGACAGAGGAGGGGGAAGAGGGGGUUGGUGUAGGUCUGGCCCCAGGGAUAGGUUUAGGGGUGGGGGGCACCCCCAGGGAGGGGCGAGCUCGGCCCCGUGCCCCCAUCAGUCUGGAGGAACCAGGGUCGCUACCCUUCCUCCGCCUUGCUCACUUCUUCCUCCUGAAUGAUGAGGAUGAGGAACAGCCCAGAGGACUCACCAAGGAGCAGAUCGACAACCUCUCCACCAGGAACUUUGGGGAGAGUGAUGCUCUGAAGACCUGCAGUGUGUGUAUCACAGAGUAUGCUGAGGGGAACAAGUUGAGGAAGUUGCCCUGUUCUCAUGAGUACCAUGUUCACUGUAUCGACCGCUGGCUGUCUGAGAACUCCACCUGUCCUAUCUGCCGCAGGGCUGUGUUGGUGUCUGCUAACCGGGAGAGUGUGGUCUAGCCUGGAGAGCUGGAGGUCAGCGGUGCUCCAGGCAGACAGUAUAUAACACCGUGUCAGUUCUGCAGGCCUUUCUCCUAGUCAGACCAUUUACAUUGUUCAUGUUUUCAUUCUUAAGACAUCACUGACUUUUAUCCAACUGACAUGCUGGUGUUUGGAGAGAUGGAGACAGACGAGACGGAGACAGAAAGGAAGGGGGUGUCUUCAUAGUGUAGUAAGAGACAUGAGAGAUGCCACUGUCCCAUUGGCCAACAUACCCCACUCUCCCUUACCUACUCUGAGAGGACCAACAGACUCCACUCUCCCUUACCUACUCUGAGAGGACCAAUAGACCCCACUCUCCCUUACCUACUCUGAGAGGACCAACAGACCCCACUCUCCCUUACCUACUCUGAGAGGACCAACAGACCCCACUCUCCCUUACCUUCUCUGAGAGGACCAACAGACCCCACUCUCCCUUACCUACUCUGGGAGGACCAACAGACCCCACUCUCCCUUACCUACUCUGGGAGGACCAACAGACCCCACUCUCCCUUACAUACUCUGGGAGGACCAACAGACCCCACUCUCCCUUACCUACUCUGGGAGGACCAACAGACCCCACUCUCCCUUACCUACUCUGGGAGGACCAACAGACCCCACUCUCCCCUACCUGUCUUACCCCAAAAGGGACUCCACUGUCCCCACCUGACCCUGCUCUCCACCUAAAAGACUGCAUUUAUCAAUACUUCCCCACCUGACCCUGCUCUCCACCUAAAAGACUGCAUUUAUCAAUACUUCCCCACCUGACCCUGCUCUCCACCUAAAAGACUGCAUUUAUCAAUACUCUGGAACGGCUCACAGACUGUCAGUGUGUCAAAGCUUUGCUGAAUUAGUUUUUAAGUUAAAACUGUAGAAUGUUGUACAGGCGUUAAUGGGGAGAACAAGAUGUGGCGGACUUGGAUUCCGUUGGGAAUUCUAUCAGUUUAUUUGGACUCGUGUUGCAUCAUAUUCAUGACAUCUGAAUCAAUAGUACUGAUUAUUGAUUAUGAAAUGUGUUGAGCCGUCGUUGAGAUGGGAUGUAGGUAUCUGUUAACUGAUGCUAGUAUGUAGUCUAACUCUAGCCCAUCACAUGAAGCAUUGAUCUGUUUCUAUUUCUGCCCUCUGACAGUGUUUCAUCAUGACAUCUCAAGAGUAGUGAUCUAGCAUCAGUCCAUCACUGUUAGUCUAGGAUCAGUGGCGGUCUAGGAUCAGUGGCGGUCUAGGAUCAGUGGCGGUCUAGGAUCAGUGGCGGUCUAGGAUCAGUGGCGGUCUAGGAUCAGUGGCGGUCUAGGAUCAGCGGCGGUCUAGGAUCAGCGGCGGUCUAGGAUCAGCGGCGGUCUAGGAUCAGCGGCGGUCUAGGAUCAGCGGCGGUCUAGGAUCAGUCCAUAUAAUCUUAUUCAUUAAACCUAAGUAGCCCAACUGAUCGUAGAUCAUCACUCCUAUUCUGGGACACUAUGUGGAUACGGGUCCUGAAGGAUAACGACAACCUCCUAGUGAUCCUGACCUUGUAAUGUCACCAUGACAACCUGUUGAUUCUGCUACAGUAUGACCAGGAAGUGAACAGAGGGCUGCGUUAUGGCUCUGUCUCAAAUACCACCCUAUCUCUAUAUAGUGCACUACCCAUAGGACUCUGGUCAGAAGUACUGCUCUAUAUAGGGAAUAGUGACAUUUGGGAAUCACAUUUAUUAUGAGUUCCAAGUGUUGGUUAGACCCCGGCCAGGCUGCUGCCUCUGUCCUGUGUUUUGGCCUAGAACUUCAACUACCAAGAGACAUCUUCAUAUCUGGAACACCAGUGCAAUAAAUAUAGAGUGGGAAAACUGAGACAGAAAAUAGGGAAAACAAAACGUAAUAUUCUCAACUUGUAUAUUAUUAUUUCUAAAAUAUUGUAGACUGAAUAUUCCCAGUUAAAAUGAAGACUUUGUUCCCUUUUAAAAAUGUGUUAAUCUUUUUAUUUUCUAGAGCUGGGUUCUUUGUGUACAUUCUGAUAGCGCUCUCUCUUGUCGAGCGGUGGGCCUGUAGGAUGCUGUAUGUUGGCUGUUCACGCAGAGGGAGGGAGUGUUCCAUGCCACGAUGACAUCACAUUCUAUAGGUUCCAUGUGUUCUCACGGUUGCCGUCAUUACCUCCUCCCUGUACAAAUAAAGUUUUGGGUGGUUGAA
Messenger RNA from Oncorhynchus nerka (sockeye salmon), 4667 nucleotides. RefSeq names its product ring finger protein, LIM domain interacting (gene rlim). Gene Ontology annotation, molecular function: ubiquitin protein ligase activity. Lineage: Eukaryota; Metazoa; Chordata; Actinopteri; Salmoniformes; Salmonidae. The record is from RefSeq and is a predicted model, not a curated record. Gene Ontology annotation, biological process: protein ubiquitination; random inactivation of X chromosome; ubiquitin-dependent protein catabolic process. Gene Ontology annotation, cellular component: nucleoplasm; cytoplasm.